Molecule: messenger RNA, 3485 nt
Organism: Closterium sp. NIES-67
Lineage: Eukaryota; Viridiplantae; Streptophyta; Zygnematophyceae; Desmidiales; Closteriaceae
Source: the annotation of a GenBank genome assembly
GUCUAGUGACAGCAACAACUGCCGCGCCAAGCAUCGAGAAAUUGCGGAAGCCCCGCUAUUAGGGGGCAGAGCCGAGCAGCGCAGAGCAACGGAGAGCAGAGCAGAGCGGAGGGCGGGAGAGACGGAGCGAGCAGGUACUAUGUGUGGCUCAAGGUCAAAGCCACUAGCUUAGCAUAAUAAGGCCCUCGAACAUUUGAUCCACUGGCACUGGUUCGUCGAUCGUGCGAGGCUGAACGCGCAGAGUGUCGAGUCGCCCUCAGGAUGAUCUUAACGCUCCGCGCCGCUAAUCCCUAACACUGCUAGAUUGAUUGCACCCUAUUCCUAGCUAGUAGACGCGCUUACAACAGACCCGCAGACUACAGCAUUAGCAACGGGCCGGUACUAGGCAGUGCCAGCGGUGCUACCAGGUAUUUCAGCGGUGCAGGUCGUGCCAGCUGGCAUGGAGACUGCGCCAUCCCGCGGAGCCAUGCCUCCCCCUCGCGCUCGCGCCGAUGCCACGCCUCUCCCUUCCUCCCCCCCCGCUCCCUCCGCUCCCCCCGCUGCUUCCGCGUCUUCCGCUCCUUCCUCUCCUUUCGAGGCGAUGCCUCCGCCUCCGGCGCGGCCCAAGGGGAAAGUGAAAGCGGAAGCGGGAAGGGCGGAAGGGGAGACUCCGGUGCUGAGGAGCGGAGAGGGGGAAAGCGGGGAAGGGGACACGCGGAAGGUUGUCCGCAGCAGAGGUGCGACUGAGGGGGAAAACCCCCGCGGAAGCGCAGCUGAGGGGGAAAGUACUGGCGGAAGCGGCGGAAAUUCUCAUGAGAUCAGGGGGGAACCGACAGAAGGUGGGAAGCCGGGCAGAGAAACGGAAGGGGCAGAUCCGCACUUAGCUAAACGUCUGGAAGCCAAGAGUUCAGCAGAUAAGAGUUUGGAGCCGGCAGACAAAGAAAUAGGAAUCGCUACCCCAAAUAUUACGGCAGCCAGGGAAGGGGAAGGUGGAGAUGAGAAGGCGGGGAAGGAAAGCAAGGGUGCUGCUAACAGUGGUGACAGUGGCGGUGGUGCUGCUAACGGUGGUGGCAAUGUUGCGGGUGACAGUAGUGGGGGUGAUGAUAGGGGAGGAGGCAGUAAGGGAUCGAGUGCAGGCAGAGGCAGCAGUGGUGGCAGCAGCAGCGGCAGCAGCGGCAGAGCGCCGUAUUCCAUCCCUGAUUGGGCGGCAGUUCCCAAGGUGCCGUUCCGAGUGGAGGUGGUGAAGGAGGGCGCCGUCGCUGAGGAGAUGGACGUGUCCGCCAAGAGCGCGUACAUGUUUGGCCGCAUUGACUGCUGCGACUUCAUGCUGCAGCAUCCCUCCAUCUCCAGAUACCAUGCUGUGAUCCAGUACGGGGAGGACAGCGCUGCUUUCGUAAUGGACCUCAACAGCACGCACAAGACGUUCGUCAACAAACAAGAGGUCAAGCCAGGAACUUAUGUCCCUCUGAGGGUUGGUGACGUCAUCAAGUUUGGCUUGUCCUCUCGCCUCUAUCUCUUCCAGGGCCCUCCAGACCUCAUGCCCGAGGAGGGCCCCUCUCGCGCUGAGCGCCGAGCGCAGCGGCAGCUGGCAGCUGAGAGACGGCAGGUGGCAGCAAGGGAGGCGGCAGAGAGGGAGCAGCGGCGGGCUGUGGCAGCAGGACGGGGGGAGGGCGAAGAGGAGGGCGGGGUGUCGUGGGGCAUGCGAGAAGAUGCUGAGGCGGAAGUGGAGGAGGAGGACGAGGAGGAGGUGACGUGGCAGACCCACAAGGGCGAGUUGACUGACAACCAGAGGAAGCUCAAAGAGAAGAUCAUGAAGCGGCUGGAGAAGGUGCAGCACAUGCAACGGGAGAUGGACGUGAUCGAGGCAAAGGAGGUGGGGCAGGGUGGGUUGACUGCGGGGCAGCAGACGCAGAUUGCCCGCAACAAGACGCGAAUCCAGCAGCUCAUGGAGGAGGUUGAGAGCAUGGAGGAGACUCUCAACGAGAGUAUUCAGGAGUCUGUUGGGGCGAAGAAGGGCGGCAGGAAGGGGAGGGCAGGGCGGCAGGAGGACGAGGAGGAUGAGGGUGACGACAGUGAUGAUGAGUUCUUCGACCGAGUGCAGUCGAACCGCCACCGCAGGCAAGCCAGGAUCGCCCUUGCAGGGGUGAAGAGCGCAGGCGAGGGGGCCGCAGGGGCUGUAGCGGGGGCCAAGGGGGGAGCGGCUGUGGUGACGGCAGCUGACCUGCUGGAGCAGAGGCACGUGCUGCAGGAGCGGUUGAGAGAGGUGGAGGAGGGUUUGGAGGAGGAGAGGAGGAAGGAGGGGGAGGGGAGGGGGGAGGGGGAAGGGAAGGGCGGAGGAGAGGGUGAGGGGGAUGGGGUGGCGUUGGACCCUUUGGAUGCUUUCAUGUCUGCAGUGAACACAAAGAUAGAAAAGGACAAGACAGGGACGCUGACAAGGGAAGCCGCCCGGUUGUCAGGCGAGCUGGCACGAGUGGCGGCGCUGCUACAGCUGGCGGACCCAUCAGGAGAGGCAGAGGCCAAGUGGACCCCACCCAGUGAUAAGGGGAAGGGCGGAGGAAGGAAGAAGCAAAAAGCGGCAACCACUCUGCCUGCUGCUCCUACUGCUGCUCCUAUUGCUGUUCCUGGUGCUGCUGACAAGGACUCGGCAGGAAAGGGCGAGGGAUCGAAGGUCAAGGGUGGGGUGCCGGAUGCGGAGGUUGGGGAGGGUGAAAGUAAAGCUGGGUUGCGGGACAGUGAAGGCGAAACGAGGGGCACUGAAGGGAGCGCUGCAGCAGCAAGAGGCAGUACUGCCGAGGGGGCAGGAACAGCAGCUGCGGGCAUUGAAGGAAGGGGCAGGCUAAAGGGAGGUGUGACUGCAGAGGGGGGAGGAGGGGGGAAUGCAGAGGGAGAGGGACGGGAAGGAAUACAGGAAGCACGGGUGGGGAGUGUGGAGAGCACAGGGGGAGAGGAGGUAGGGGGAGCAUGGAGGCAAGAUACUGCAGGGGAGAGUGUGGGCGGAGGGAAGAGGAGAGGAGGUGGGGAUACUGGGUCGGCUCAAGGUCGGAGCAAGACGGAUGCUGCUGAUGGCGGCAAGGGCAAUGGCACUGGAGGUAACAGUGGUGGUGGUGGUGAUGGUGAUGGUGAUGGCAGUGGUGGUGGCGGUGGUGGUAGCAAUGUUGCUGCUGGGAGUGGCAGUGGGGGAGGAGAGGUGAAGCGGCGGAGGGUGUUGGGACCGGCACGGCCGAAGUUUCUGGAGGAGGCAGCAGCAGAGAUGGAGCAAGGCACAGAGGCGUGGAUGCCCCCGCAAGGUCAAAGCGGGGAUGGGCGCACACUACUCAACAAGAAGCUUGGAUAUUGAAAUUGAAGUCAAUGCUACUUUGGAUUCGGCCCAAAAGCUUUUGAUUUGACUCAAAAGCAGGGAUGGGUGCACAGAACUCAACAAGAAGCUCGAUAUUGAAUCUUGUACCGUACUUACUAGUGGGUGCAUGUGCGUGUGGGAGAGUGAUCAAUAAAUGUAAUUUUUUGAA